GCCGGCUGCCUGCUCUGCCUCGCCGAGCGUCUCUCAGCCCUUCUGACAUACGCGCUCCCUCUCUCGCCGCCUCUGCCUCUCUCAUUUUUUUGUUUUCCUCGUCCGUCAUUCCACCAAUCCCCCACCCCACCACAUACCUCCCCCACCACCCCCACCUCCUUUCCAGGACAGGAAAAGGAGCGGUAGCAGGGUGCAACGGAAACCGACCACAGUGACAGGGAGGGGAAGUGGGCAGUGACCUGUACGAGAGAGGGUCUGGACAGCUCUGGUUCAACACCGGGUGAGAAAAAGCCACCUCAGAGGACCUCAAACGCCUGGGCGAUAAAGACAUUGUUUUGAGCACGAGACCUUCAAUCCGGCGCGGCUGUCUCAGCGAUUUCCUCCUGGGAGAACUCUGCAGGUUCCUUCGAGAGGAAUCAACCCACACCUCAUCACAGACUUGCCUUGUUUCUGUGGUGGUUUUUUUGUGCUCUGGAGGAGGAUUUGCGCAGAAACCUGGUGAAGAACCGAGCAGGAGACAGAAGUCCCUGCCUGUAACGACGACACCUGCUGCUCUCCUUCAACAUCAGAAGAACCCGCAACGCACAAAGAGGAGAGAGAGUGAGCGUGAGAGCGAGGAGAAGACCCGCAGUGGAGGCGGCUUCACUCCCCGUUGAGCAGCCGACCACCUACCAGCCGCUAAUCUCAUCAGCAACCUGCCGCGUUCACAAAGUACCACCGCAGCACUUCCAAGGACCCGGGCUUCAUUUCUUGCCAAAAUACAACAUCUGAGUCUGCUCGGCCUGGACCAUCUGUCCCUGUGAUGAUGGCUCGGCUCCUGCUGUGGACUCUUGGGCUCAUGGCAAUUAUGUCCGUGGCUCUCGCUGUUGCUGUAGAUUUUGUCCUUCCCGUGGCGGAAGGCCACCAUGAGAUCGUGAAGAAGGAGUCUCAUCCUAUCCUCUCCAGGCAGAAGAGGGAUUGGAUCUGGAACGCUCUCUACGUGGAAGAGGAGAAACCGGCACCCGUCGCCUACAGGAUCGGAAAGCUGAAGUCGAGCAAGACUGUGGAUGUGAAGAAGUUUGAAAUAAGUGGCGAAGGAGCAAACAGGAUCUUCUUCGUGGAUUCCAAAGGAGACCUGUUUGUCAACCAAACUCUGGAUCGAGAGAAGAACAGCAUGUACAAACUAACUGCCAAAAUGUUUGAUGGGAACGGCGAGUUAAUAGAGGAUUCUGGAGACUUUGUUGUCCAGGUGACAGAUAUCAAUGACAACAUCCCAGUUUUCCCCCGAACAUACAAUGGAUCCAUUAUGGAGCGGUCCCCGAUAGGCACUGAAGUAGUUGAGGUGAAGGCAACCGAUGCGGAUGACAACACUACGGCCAACGGAGACCUCCGAUACUCUCUGACCCAACGCGAAGACUUUGCCGCCUUCGAUAUCGACAGCAUCAAAGGUGUGAUCAGCUCCAGGACGAAUACUCUGGACCGGGAAACCAAGAGCCAGUAUGUAGUGGUGGUUAAAGCCCAGGACAUGAGAGGAAUGCCCUCUGGCAGCACAUCCACCACCUCCGUCACCAUCACCGUCGGAGACACCAACGACAACCAUGCUUCUUUCACCCAAAGGACGUAUGAGCUGAACGUUCGGGAGGACCACAAGUUGAACGAGAAGAUAGGCACUCUGCAGGUGGACGACAGGGAUGAGAUUCGGAACAAAGUGCCUGUCUUCUCCAUUCCAGAUAAAAAAACACCUUGGAUCUUCGGCGUUGAAGUCAGCAAGCCCAACAAAGAUGGUGACCUCGUGCUCAAACAGGCUCUGGACUACGAGACAAUGAGCAGCUACACCUUCAACGUCAAGCUGCAUGAAAGCCUGGAUGUCACGGACGUGGUGAACAGCGCCACCACCACCGCCAGGGUGACCAUCAACGUGCUGGACGUAGACGAGGCGCCGGUGUUCAACAAGCCCGUCUACACCUUCGACGUGGCGGAGGAGCGCGACGUGAGAUACAUAGGAGCCGUCUCGGCCAGGGACCCCGACAAGGCCAAAAAGAGGAUCGAAUACUCCAUCUUAGACCCCAACUGCCCCAUCCGCAUCCACCAGGAAACCGGUCAGCUGUCCACCCGCAGGAAGCUGGACCGAGAGCUGGAGGCCAAACACGUGGUCGAAGUUAGAGCGCGGGAGGGCUCCGACGGUUUGGAGUCUUCAGUGAAAGUGGAAAUCACGGUUCUGGACAUCAACGACAACAAGCCCGAGCUGAUUGUGGACGACAUCUUCGUGUGUGAGAACGACCCCACUGGCACGGUGAUCGGAACCCUGCGAGCCGCAGACAAAGACGACCAGCCGGCCUCCUUCAGCUUCAGCGUGCAGAGCUCCAACUUCUCCGUCAGGAGCCGCGGCAACGGCACGUCCGACCUCACGGUGAAACAAGGCCCGUUCAGCCUGGACGACCCGGCGGAUUACAGCGUGGACGUGCACAUCAGCGACGGCGGGCAGCCCGCCCAGACCAGCGUCACCAAGCUGGCAAUCAAGUCGUGUCGGUGUGACGCCCGGCGGAUUCCCACGCAGUGCAAAGCCGGCGCCCGGAGGAUGGGAGUGAGCGUGCACGCCCUGAUAGCCAUCCUGCUCUGCAUACUGACCAUACUGGUCAUCGUGAUCCUGUUUGUGAUGAGGAAACGCUACCAGAAGGACUCCCUCUCCAACCUGAAGAACAGCGGCGAGAUUCACGAGCAGCUGGUCACGUACGACGAGGAGGGAGGAGGAGAGAUGGACACUAACGGCUACGACGUCUCCAUCCUCUCCUCCGCCUGCCAGGGCGGCUCCCUGCUCCGUCACCCGGACCAGCCCCACCCGUCUCUCUACGCCAUGGUGCAGAAGCCCCACCACCACGCGCCGCCCACCGCCCGCAAGGGCGACAUGGCCGUGAUGAUCGAGGUGAAGAAGGACGAGGCGGAUCACGACCGCGACGGCUUCCCGUACGACACCCUGCACAUCUACGGCUACGAGGGCCCCGAGUCUUUGGCCGGGAGCCUCAGCUCUCUGGGGAGCUCCUCCACGGGCUCCAACCUGGACUACGACUUCCUCAACGAGUGGGGCCCGAGGUUCAGGACCCUGGCCGAGCUGUACGGCGUGGAUGCCCCCGACUACUACCAUCAGUACUGAUGGAGACCGCCUGCUGAUGAGCGUGUAGGAUGCCAAAAUACACAAACACACACACACACACACACACACACACACGCACUGCAAAGAGCCAUAAAGACACACUCACACUUAUCCAAGCGCACGGAGGAGAUCACACGCUUCCGUUUGGUUUUCUGGAGAGCUCUUAUUCUAACGACAGGCCCGUCGUCUGCACCCGAGGAGACGUUGGACAGGUUUCUCUAAAGUAACACCGGAGCACGACGCCGUCUGCCGCACCGAUGUGCGAGGAGGUCGAUUCCUGAGGACGGCGCAAGAUCCACGCCGCGAAAAAUGCGUUUUUUAGCGAUUUCCGUCACAGUGCUGAGUGACGGGCGAAGUGCGGAUGGAUGAUGGGUCACUGCUGACCACGUGUAGAAAUCCUUUACGUUUGAAUUCAGUUCAUGAGUCAAAGCAGCAUUUUGAAUCCCCGUAUUAACACCAUUAACUUUACCGCGGAUAAAGUUUCGUGUUAUGUCUCUUAAAACGUGUCAUCUGUAUGCACCUAUGUCACGGAAACACACACCUACAAAUGAUGUAUAUUUCUUCAGCUAUGGCAUAAUCUAGAUUUGGAAACGUACGCGUAGUCUUAUCAAAUCAAAUGUUUACAUCCACUCGUCUUGAUAUCUCGUUUAUGUGUAUCGGCUAACACGCCUUUUUUUAUUAUCAAUGGAAGUUCUUUUUUUUAACUACUGGGGAAGCAAAGUGGCACAUUUUAAAACAGCUCUUGGUUGAUUUGAGAUUUCUCAGCUUAUUUUUUUUCCGUCCUCUGUUUUUCUUUCAUAUUAACGGCCUGUUUGAACUUGUUUCCUUGACAAAAGAGCCAUAAGCGGGAUUUCAUUUUUGUUCUGAGGUUGAUUUGAUUUGUAAAUAAGAUCUUCAGGGUGUUUGAGGGGAAAAUCUGAGAAGCUGCAAGAGUUUUAACUCGAAGCAGUUUGAUCACAGAGAAAUGCUUCAGCUAAAAUACUGAAAAGAGUCUUUCAGGAAAGUUCACGUCUGGAAAACGCGUAGCAGAACCUCAGGUGUUGGCCGCCUGGAAGACGUUUAGAAAGCUGCACCAAAGGUUCCUGAUAUUUAGCACUAAGGCAGUUUUUUCACGGUAGAAACCCUGUUUUUGGUUCCUGAAACCGACCAUCACAUCACCGCCGAGCCAUUUUUCUAAGUGGGUAAUUUUGUCCAUUUUCUCAUUUAUCUUCCGCUCCGAGGAGAAAAAAAGAGAAACCGGACUGACUGAAAGGAAACGGCACUAACGCCGCGCCGACAGAAUUACAGCAUGUUCCCAGGUUUUAUUUGACAGAAGUUUUCAUCACAGUAAUUCUCAGCGGGCCACUAGAACAAAAGUCAUUCAGACAACUCAGGAAACGCGGAGCGGCGAAAGUGGCCAGCCGGGCCGCUGUGAUGACCACGAGGUGGCUCGAACAACUUUAACCUCCCAUCCUCUGGGGCUACUGUCAAAAAGGCCCCGUGGUUUUAAUCUGGCGUCGUUACAAGCAGCGCUGUUGCUCAUUCAGAUCCCCUCGACCGGGCCGGAGAGGCUUAAUUCACUGGAGUCUGUGUCGAUUCCAACGGGGAAGCAUUUUACUCGAUCGAUACGGGAAGUCUACUCGUUUUAACUGUCCGGACGCAGUGCCUCAAACAAGCUGAACAUGGACGCAUGCUAUACUAUUAUUGUCAAUGAAAUGAUCUGCCUGUUUGUAGAUGAAGGCUCAAACCAGUUAUUGUUUAAUCUGUUCGUUUGAUUGUUGAUGCGAUGAGGCCAUUGAGCCCGAGAUGCCUUUUGUUUGGUGACCAAAAAUGAAUCAAGAUAUUACAUCCGCAUUAACAAAAAAACGAAAUAAGCAGCACAACUGGCGUUUAUUUAAGAAGCUGAACACCAGCAACAUGUUUGUCAAAUUGAACCUGAGAAGAGGCCCAUCAGCAAAAUGGGUUUCAGGUCAUCUCAACUGUGUGUCAUUGAUUACAAUCAUCUCCUUAAUUCAUUGGUUGUUGCUGCCAAUUCCAAUGGAAGAAACCAUCGAUCGGGUCAUUUUUAAUCCUCCGGUAAUUUCCGGUAUAUGUUGGAUAUUUGAAGGAGAAACUGCGCUCAUUGGCUGUUGGAACCCUGGUUAUCAGAGACUCAGCAGCAUUUAAACAAUGCUGACAGAUUUUUGGGAUCUUCGCGCAAAUAAAGGUUCUUCAGGUCAAUUGUUCAAGAAAAGUUCAAAGUUCAAAGCAGCAAUCGACAAAUCUUUUUCCCCAUCCCGUUAACACGGUCCAACCGACAAGACAACAUUCAUGUGUCUUAAAAACCAUAGCAUUUUCAUUCCAUUCAAGAGGUUUAUUUACUCUCCCGUUUAUCUGUUUUGUUUGGACUUGAAGUUGUUUCUUUAAAGCUCCUUUGAAUGCCGCUGGACACAAUAGCUGGAAGCCUCCUCAGCGCUUUCCUGUUGCCUUCAAAUACACAUAAACUUAUGAAUAAACUCGCUCUCGGCCUCCC
Messenger RNA from Gasterosteus aculeatus aculeatus (three-spined stickleback), 5621 nucleotides. It is a transcript of the gene cdh5, whose product is annotated as cadherin 5. Gene Ontology annotation, molecular function: calcium ion binding; cadherin binding; protein phosphatase binding. Gene Ontology annotation, cellular component: catenin complex; plasma membrane; adherens junction. The record is from RefSeq and is a predicted model, not a curated record. NCBI's taxonomy places the organism in Eukaryota, Metazoa, Chordata, Actinopteri, Perciformes, Gasterosteidae. Gene Ontology annotation, biological process: homophilic cell-cell adhesion; calcium-dependent cell-cell adhesion; adherens junction organization.